ACAAAGAACAUAUGGAUAUUACAUAUUCUUUAAUUCACAUUUCCUCCAAAAAUGGCAUCUUCAACUCUUCCCCUAGUAUUCAUCGUGAGAAGACAAAAUCCAAAACUUCUUGUUCCAUCAAAGCCCACACCACACGAACUCAAACAACUCUCAGACAUAGAUGACCAAAAAGGUUUUCGUUUUCAAGUUCCAGUGAUCAUGUUUUACAAAAACAACCCUUCAAUGGAAGGGAAAGACCCUGCGAGUGUGAUUAGAGAAGCACUAGCCAAAGCACUAGUGUUUUACUACCCAUUUGCAGGGAGGCUUGUUGAAGGGCCUAAUCGGAAACUCUCAGUGGAUUGCACAGCCGAAGGGGUUCUGUUCAUAGAGGCAGAUGCAAAUGUGGAGCUCGACUGGCUUGGCGACACGAUUGGGCCAGGGUGUCCAUACUUGGAGGAGCUUCUGUAUGAUGUUCCUGGAUCCGAUGGAAUUGUGGGUUGUCCUCUCUUGUUGAUUCAGGUGACGCGUUUUAGUUGUGGUGGAUUCACAUUUGCAAUACGUCUGAACCACACAAUGAGCGACGGCUCUGGUCUUAUCCAAUUCCUAAACACAAUCGCUGAGUUUGCCCAACAACCCCAAACCAAAAUUACACCAUCUGUCCCACCAAUUUGGCAAAGGCACCUCCUCUCUGCAAGACAACCUCCCUCCAUUACAUGCCCACACCACGAAUACGACCAAGCACUAGCCGGAGCCGCCACCACCACCACCACGGCCAACAAAACCACAACGUACAAAUCUCGUCACGAGCAUCACCAUAAUGCUUCACAUUUUAGAUAUUAG
Camellia sinensis is the source of this 819-nucleotide messenger RNA. Lineage: Eukaryota; Viridiplantae; Streptophyta; Magnoliopsida; Ericales; Theaceae. The record is from RefSeq and is a predicted model, not a curated record.